GUUUACCCUCACUUCCGGUUCAACGCACUGACUGACUUUGAUCAUGGAAACGGAAGAAAUUCGUGACAUAUCGCGUUAUGUUGAUGUGUUGAAGAAAGCUAAGUCAGAUAAUGAAAGAUUCGCUGCACUGUUAAUGAUUGCAAAAAUCAAGAAUGACAAGUGUGGUAUUGAAGAUAAAAAAGAAAUACUGGAAGCUGUAGGAAGCAAAUUCUUCUCCAGGCUUUUAAAGACAAAAAAUGUUCCUGAGGGUUGUCCACCUAAUAGCUACAAGUCAGUGGCACUGUCUGUCCUAUCUGCUCUCUGCAAUGAUCCACAAGUAGCUGAAAGUGCAGUCUUCAUAGAGAAUGUGACAUGUUUUAACAACUUGGUUCUUUUGAACCCAGGAGAGGAAGACAAGGAAGACCAGCAGUUAAUAGACGACACGUACGACUGCUUCAACAGCCUGUGUCAGUCCCUGUCCGGUAUGGAAGCCAUGCUGGAGGCCAAAACAGUCGCCUCCAUGUGUGAGGCAGUGGUCGCACAGAGCUAUGGAUCUUCCAAGGCCCAGGACGUCAUUUGUACGAUGGUGUCAUGUUUUGGGUCGGAGACGUGGGAUAAUUGCGCUCCAUCGUAUCACCGCUACCUGAGCUUCCUGGCAAAACAGUUCAUGGAGGAUGAGACAAUUACAAAGUUUGAGAUGUGUAAAACUCUUGUGUUCCUUUUAUCGGCGGCACCAAAUGAUAAGGAUGAGAUCAUUGAGCCUCCAUGGAUUCGUCCCAUUGUGAAAGGCCUGGAGAAUAUCCUCAGAAGUAAAAUAGGUUCGGACCAUCGUGAACUUGCCCUGAGACUGGCCUCAGCCAUGAUCCUGGUUUGUGGCAUCUACUCCAUGCAGCCACCCUACACCACUGACUUCAAGCUGUUCCUACUGACGACACACUUGUGUUGCGUAGAGGUGCGAAUGGUGCUGGAGGACCAGGAUCUUGCACAGGCAAACAACAAAGGGAGACUACUGUCCUCAUGCUACACCUUCCUGGAGAGUGUGAUCAAUCACCUGACCUCAGGCCCACCCCUUGACCUAGAUGAUCGACAGGUGAUGCAGCUUCACAGCGCCAUGGUGGGGGCUUUUGGCGCUGUGAUUCACUACUUGAAACGCAUCUCUGUGUCUACAGAAGUUCAGUGGAACAGUAUCAUGCUGGCAACUGUGAGAGUUCUGGGGGCGUGGCUGGCAGAGGAGACUUCAGCUCUACGGGAGGAAAUAUAUGAUCUCAUACCUUUCCUUGUGCAAGUCAGUAAAAUGUGUAUUCCACCAUCCAGAGAGACUCAAGAAAUAAAUAAGAAAACUCUGGAAAAUGGUUCAACAGAACCUGUCAUUGCUGAUAAACUGACUCAAGAAAGUAGUAUAGAUGACAGUAAGAAAGUUAUAGAUCUAGAAACAUGCUGUAGUGAAAGUAAAUUGAUAGUUACAAAUUUAAAUGGUGCAACUGAAGAAACAAGCUCAAAUAAUGCAGACAUUGUAAAAGAAUCUGUGAUAGAAAACCAUUUAGAUGGAACUCGAGAACAAACCACUGAAACCAAUCAUAAUGAAACAGAAUGCAAGAAGGCAAAAACCGUGACAUUUGAGAAGUUAGAAAAAGCGGAAAAAUGUGUUGAUGCAAAAAUGGGAUCUGAUGCCCAUUUGGAGAAAGAUGUAUUAACAGAAGAUGAGUUACAAGAGUUACACCUGAAGGUUGACAUUCUGCAUUACUUGUUACCGGGCUGGUGUCACCUGACAGCGGAGGAGGAGCCUCGACGACUGUUGCUAGGCAGCGGCGCCCUUGGUGUGCUUGAUCUGUACAUGUGGAGGCAGUGGGAGCGCCUUGUUGACCGAACGGCUAGUCCUGGUCAGACAUCAUCCUGCCUGAUGGUUUUGUGUAACAUCUUUCUCAACCUGGUAAUCGUGGAUCCUGGGCUGGUCACAGAGAACAAGGAGUUCUCUCACAUCCUGCUGCUCGUUGUCAAGGGCAUUCACAUCAUAGACUAUGACAGUGACUUCAUUGUAUUGUGGUCCAACUUUGUCACACUGGGACUGCUGUUAUUGAGAUCUCUGCACAAGACGGCUGGCGAUUUCUUGGAACCCGAGAGCAUAGAACGUUUCUUCCAGUCAACCAUUCGGUUCCUGAGUGGGGCCUACACAGCCAGACACAAGAAGAAGGGUUCAGUACUGGAUAUAUCAGAGGCCUACAAGAUUGUCUGGGAUCAGAUCUCACAGACGUGGUUCAUCAGCAUGCAAGCAUUUUCUGAGUGCAUUCCCAAAUACCAGGAGCUCCCAGGGCUGAUAUUGAAGGCAGGGUGGCUGCCGUCCUUGCUCAAGGUCAUUGCUGAUGUCAAAGCAAACACGGUAGCGGAGGAGACUAAGAGUUGUUUCCAGAUGCUGCUGACGGCUGUCGCCAAGGACAACAAAGCGGCACGAGCUGUGAUCAAGGAGAAAGGGGGAGAUAAUCUAGCUAGGUUCUUCAAAUCGAAAGAGCUGACCAAUUCACUCAAUUCUUAGUAAGCAGAACAAUAACAGCAUCAACUUGAAGAUAUCCUGCGGUAUGGAACCUGUGGUGGAAAAUCCAGAGUCGUCUGGUUUUGAUUGGUUAACAUUGGUGGAGUUCCAUGCAUUCUGUCAACAGACUGUCAACCGAAAUAACCGAAACUUGGUUUAAAGUCGGUUAAAAAAAAACAACACAUAAUGUCAGCUUGAUUAUCUAUUUACCAUCCCCUUCUUAUAACAAGUUAAACAAAAUACCAAUUACCUGGAGAUUUGUUUGAAGACAAGAAACAUUUUAAGAUACAAACCAUCCAACCUUACAGUUAUUAAUUGUCCGUUUACAUUGUAUGAAUAUAUAAGGACCAUAUGUUCUUUAUACACUUUUUAUGUGUGCAUUCAAACCAAUUCCUUUUAUAAUUAAAUGUAUAUUUUUUAGGAAUUUUGUAUAUUUUGUGAUUUGUUAUUUUUGAUGGUUUUGUGUUGUUAUUCUUUUCAUUUUUGAUACAUAAGUAUAUCUAAAGGUUUCAAAACCAAAAUAAUGAUCUUGUUUUGAAUGGUCUGUUUGUAAAUAACUAAAUAUCUGUAUUUUAAAGCUUUUUAUUCUAAUGGUUAUUAUUUUAUUAUAAAUAUUGGAGAAUGACCUGAAGAAAAUGGUUGAUUAGCUCCCUUCAUCUGUGAAGACAUUGAUGUUGUUUUUGGAUUUAUGUGUGUGCAGUGUCAUUUUGUAUUUCAAAUCAUGGUUGCUGUGAUUUUUUUAGCUCACUUGAGCACAUAGUGAUUAAGUUGAGCUGGUGUGAUCACCAUGUUUCUGCAGAGCCAGACAUUAAAUGUUAAGUCAUUUUGUCCAGUCAGACUAGUGCCCUAAGAUUUCACUUGUCCAGUCAAACUAGUGACCUAAGAUUUCACUUGUCCAGUCAAACUAGUGCCCUGAGAUUUCACUUGUCUAGUCAAACUAGUGCCCUAAGAUUUCACUUGUCCAGUCAAACUAGUGCCCUAAGAUUUCCCUUGUCCAGUCAAACUUGUGCUCGAAGAUUUCACUUGUCCAGUCAAACUAGUGCCCUAAGAUUUCACUUGCCCUGUCAGACUAGUGCCCAAAGAUUUCACUUGUCAAGUCAAACUAGUGCCCUAAGAUUUCACUUGUCCAGUCAAACUAGUGCCCUAAGAUUUCACUUGUCCAGUCAAACUAGUGCCCUAAGAUUACACAUGUCCACACCAACAAGUUUCUUGUCCUUACAUUUAAAUGUUAUGAAAUAUGCUAAGUUAGUUAAGGGGGCAAUUUUCCUUAUGGGGCUAUAGUGAAAACCCAUGAACACUGUAGAAGUCUUAUUUUUUGUCCGAUCUUGGUUAGAUCAUUUAUUCCAAUAAUUUCUGUGCCUAGUUUGAAAUCUUAUCUGGAUCUUAUCUGCUCAAAAGAAGGACCACCAGGGGACAGGCAAUUUUCCUUAUAGUAAAACCCUGUGAACACUAGAAAUCUAUAUAUUCGUUUGCAAUCAUGAAACUUGCUCAGAAAAUAGUGCUGAUGUCUCAGUUGAAUUGGGAAAUGGUUUUGAUCUGUUGAAAAAUAUGGCUGUCAGGGGGUGGGGGUGGGGCAGUUUACAUUUUAUGGCUAUAGUGAUGCGCAACCAGUUCAGUAAUGUUACGGUCCUCUGGUCACAGGUGAGCACCCUCCGGCCUUUGGCCCUCUUUUUAUAACUAUUGAAUAACUUCCUGUUGAACUGCGCAUAUAGAAAAUCAUUUAUCAUGUACAUAAAACAAUUUGUGUCUAUGUGAUUAAAAAUCGUGAUAUAAUAUUUACUUAAGGUUGAAUUAUAUCACAUGUCUGUUUGAUACAUGCCCAACUUAAAUGAAUUACACAGAAAUAGCAUUGUGUUUGUUCUAUGCAAUUAUGCCACCAUAGUAAACUAGUAAUAGAUAAGUAAGCAUGUGCUAAACAUUUUAUGGCAUGUUAUAAACCUGAUAUGAAGUUCAGCUAUAUCCAUAAAAGGGACACAAUGUGAAAAUGAACAUCCUGUUGGUUUUUAUGUGUAUUUUAUGUAAAGUUAUUUAAUACAUUUAUUUUAAGCAUUAUAAAAAUAUGUCAGUAUGUAUUCUAUUGAACUGUGUAUCUUUUUCAAUCAAUGACAGUGAUUCCAUGAGAAAUUAUAUUUUAAAAAGUUUCCUAAGUAGUUCUCAAAUAAAGAAAGCCCUCUUAUGUCAAUAGUUUUUGUAAAACAUUGACACAAUUUUUAUGCCCCCGAAGGAGGGCAUAUAGUGAUUGGACCGUCCGUCCGUCUGUCCGUCACACUUUGCGUUUAGGUUUCGAAAAAAGCUCAUAACUUCUAUGUCCCUUGAGAUAUAACCUUCAUAUUUGGUAUGCAUGUGUAUAUGGACAAGGCCUUUCCAUACGCACAAAAUUUUGACCCCUGUGACCUUGACCUUGAACUUAGGGUCUGCGUUAAGGUUUCGAAAUCUGCGUUUAGGUUUCGAAAAAUGCUCAUAACUUCUAUCAAAGCGUUAAUAGGGGGCAUAUGUCAUCCUACAGUGACAGCUCUUGUUAUUUAUUUUUUAUGUCCUCCGAUCGAAAGAUCGGGGGUAUAUUGUUUUUGGCCUGUCUGUCUGUCAUUCAUUCAUUGUGUGUGUCCCAAAACUUUAAAUUUUGUAAUAUUGAAGAUAGCAACUUGAUAUUUGGCAUGCAUGUGUAUCUCAUGGAGCUGCACAUUUUGAGUGGUGAAAAGUCAAGGUCAUCCGACAAGGUCAAAGGUCAAAUAUCAUUGUAUUUUUCUUUUCUUAAACUUUAUCCUUCGUUAAAGUUUGGUCAUAACUGUUGUAACUGAGUAUUGAAGAUAGCAACUGUUGUAACUAAGUAUUGAAGAUAGCAAUUUGAUAUUUGGCAUGCAUGUGUAUCUCAUAGAGCUGCACAUUUUGAGUGGUGAAAGGUCAAGGUCAUCCAUCAAGGUCUAUGGUCAAAUUUAUGGCUUCAAAGCGGCGCAAUAGGGGGCAAUGUGUUCUGACAAACACAUCUCUUGUUUCGGAUUGGUAUGAUGUUGUUGAUUUUUCCAUUUUUACCCUGUUUUGUAAAUAAAGACUUGCUGAAUACA
Messenger RNA from Dreissena polymorpha, 5568 nucleotides. RefSeq names its product neurochondrin-like. Gene Ontology annotation, biological process: regulation of neuronal synaptic plasticity; neuron projection development. The transcript has 18 exons. The record is from RefSeq and is a predicted model, not a curated record. Lineage: Eukaryota; Metazoa; Mollusca; Bivalvia; Myida; Dreissenidae. The coding region runs from base 44 to 2509 and encodes 821 amino acids. Gene Ontology annotation, cellular component: dendrite.